Carassius auratus (goldfish) is the source of this 1401-nucleotide messenger RNA. Its product is annotated as monocarboxylate transporter 7-like. The record is from RefSeq and is a predicted model, not a curated record. The transcript is spliced from 5 exons. Gene Ontology annotation, biological process: monocarboxylic acid transport; transmembrane transport. Gene Ontology annotation, molecular function: monocarboxylic acid transmembrane transporter activity. NCBI's taxonomy places the organism in Eukaryota, Metazoa, Chordata, Actinopteri, Cypriniformes, Cyprinidae. Bases 1 to 1389 code for a protein of 462 amino acids.
AUGAGUAAUCGAUUUGGCUUCCAGCCAGUUGUGAUGUUUGGAGGAUUUCUCACAUCUCUGGGAAUGAUCUCAAGUUCAAGUUCAAGUUCAAUUAUUGGCCAGUGCUGCGGUGUUUUCAGUCCAGGAGAGGUCCUCUGUGAUUUGCACACCCAGGAACUUGGUGCUGCUCACUCUCUCCACAGUCAUUGCUCAACAGCAUUCACCAGCUCCAUCAGUCAGAUGUACCUCACUAUUGAGAUUGUGACAGGACUGGGCUACUGUCUGACAUUUCUGCCAACCAUCACAAUCUUGUCCCAGUACUUCAGCAGGUGUCGUUCUGUGGUCACAGCUAUGGCCUCCACUGGAGAGUCAUUUGCUAUAUUUGCUUUUGCUCCAGCUUUCACAGCUCUUACGAACUUAAUUGGAUGGAGGUACACAAUGGUGGUGAUUGGAACGUUACAGGGCACCAUUAUUAUCUGUGGGGCUCUGCUCCGUCCCAUAGUCAUCAAACCAAAGAUUUUUCCAGCAGAAACUGACAAGAAGAUCACAUGCUCUUUUCCUGAAGAACAAAUGCAAGGCUCUGCUUGCUUUAAAGAUUCAGGUGUACAGUCACUUGAUGAGCUGAAACAGGGUCUCAAAUCUGGGAAGGAACAGAAAGAAGCGGAACCACUUCAGAUUUCUCCAAAACAACAAGCCAUGUCAACCAAAAAUAAGCUCCUGGAUUUGACUGUACUAAAAGAAGGGAGUUUCUUAUGUUAUUCAGCCUUUGGCCUUUUUGCAACACUGGGCUUUUUCACUCUGCAGCUGUAUGUGGUGGAGCUCAGCGCAAAUUUGUGUACCGAGAGGGGCAAGGCGGCCUAUAUGCUGUCAACAAUGGCCAUUGCUGAGAUCUUUGGACGUCUCUCCAUUGGAUGGGUCCUGAACUGGGGGCAUAUCAGAAAGAUCUUCAUACUUCUAGGAUUCUUGUCACUGAUGUCCCUGGUGCUGGUGUUGUUUACUGUGGUUAAUGGCUUCUGGGGGCUGGCAGUGUGCUGUGUGCUUUACGGCUUCUUACUUGGGAACAUUGCAUCCAUGCACAUCCCGAUGUUGGCCGAGGAUGAUGUCGUAGGGAUCCAGAGGAUGCCUUUAGCUGUAGGCGUCUAUGUCUGUAUUCAGAGCUUUGCAAGACUGGCUGGUCCACCAUUAGGAGGUCUCCUUGUGGAUGUUACGCAAAAUUACAGGGCUGCAUUCUACUCCUGUGCUGCUGGAAUGGGACUAGGUGCCAUCUUCCUUGGGUUCGUACGUCCAUCUAAGACAGGUCAACUGUGCUCGAGGAGGAAGAAUAGACAGAAAAACCCCAUAGUGGAGCAAGUGUGCAAAGACAAACUGGAGGAAAUUCUAGAAGUGGAUAAUCAAGAUAUUAAGUCUUGACUUCCUUUCUGA